Messenger RNA from Pseudogymnoascus verrucosus, 983 nucleotides. RefSeq lists its product as uncharacterized. The transcript has 5 exons. Bases 101 to 904 code for a protein of 267 amino acids. The record is from RefSeq and is a predicted model, not a curated record. NCBI's taxonomy places the organism in Eukaryota, Fungi, Ascomycota, Leotiomycetes, Thelebolales, Thelebolaceae.
CAAAGACGACAUGUUGUUCUGAUCGCGGAAAUAAUCGUUGACUGUGGCAUUCAUUGCUUUCCUAUUUGAAUGGCUGUAUAAAUUGCCAUUGUAAUACAAAAUGCCAAUCCAGCUCCCAGUUGGUCCUCUAGACCAGUUCCUUCUCUUCGGGGACAGCAUCACCGAGAAAUCCAAUGACCAGGAACACGGAUUUGCGUUUGCUUCUGCCCUGCAAAAUGCCUAUAUGUUGAAGCUAGAUGUGAUAAAUCGCGGGUUUGGCGGUUAUAACACAAAUAACGCCUUGGAAAUUCUACCUGCCAUCCUACCCGCCCCUUCCCAGGCCCGCGUCCGGUUUCUCACCAUCUUCUUUGGCGCCAAUGACUCUAAUCUUGGCCCGCCUCUUGUGGACACGCAGUACGUGUCCAUCCCGGACUUUACUCAGAACCUUAGAGACCUAAUCUCGCAUCCCCUAAUUGCUGCGCACAAUCCCCCGCCGAAAAUAAUUCUCAUAGCGCCUCCGCCAAUCGAGGAGACGUUCAUUGCCAGGGAAGACGUGAGGAACGGGUAUACGGAGGUGAUGAGAUACAACCGUAAUACUGCGCUUUACGCAGAAGCUGUGACGAAGGUGGGGAAAGAGACGGGGACGCCAGUUGUAGACCUCUGGAGUGUUUUCAUGGCAAAGGCUGGGUGGGUUGGAGGGUACCAUGAGGAUGGGGUGUCGAUGCCAGGAUCAAUUGCUGCGGGCUUCAGUGAUGUUUUGAAAUCAUUUUUAGAUGACGGCCUCCAUUUAACGCCAGCGGGGUAUAAAAUUAUGUUUGAGGAGGUUCUGAAGGUGAUUAGGGAAAACUGGCCAGAUCAGACGCCGGAGGCACUGAAGAGUCUACGUGAUCUGCAUGGACUAAAAUUUUGGUACGAGGUGGAAUAGAAAUUGGUAUGUGCAUUCUCUCUCGAGUAUAUAUAUAGUAUGUGCAUGAAUAUAUACAUCCGUCAACGGAAUAGAACCG